AUGACCUCCAAAGAAGAUGCGAAAGGCGCGUCGGUGGAGGACAGGAGACGCAGUCCCCUGGAUCACCUGCCGCCACCUGCCAACUCGAACAAGCCCUUGACGCCCUUCAGCAUCGAAGACAUCCUCAACAAGCCGUCGGUGAAGCGAACUUACACUAUCUGCGGGACGGCGCACCUGAUCUCGUCCGGGGAGAAGCACUCUUCGUCAGGUCAUCCGCUGUCCAAUCGCGCGCUGCUUACCCAAACGUCGCCUCUCUGCGCCCUGGAGGAGCUAGCCAGCAAAACGUUCAAAGGCCUGGAAGUCAGCGUUCUGCAGGCAGCAGAAGGAAGGGACGGUAUGACACUGUUUGGGAGCCGGAAUACCCCCAAAAAGAGAAGAAAAUCCCGCACAGCUUUUACAAACCACCAAAUCUACGAGCUGGAGAAGCGCUUCCUUUACCAGAAAUAUCUGUCCCCUGCCGACAGGGAUCAAAUCGCCCAGCAGUUGGGUCUGACGAACGCCCAAGUCAUCACUUGGUUCCAGAACCGUCGAGCCAAGCUCAAGCGGGACUUGGAGGAGAUGAAAGCGGACGUGGAGUCGGCUAAGGCCGUAGGUAAUGUUCCCUUUGAGAAAAUGGCUAAACUGGCAGACCUGGAGAAAUGUGCCGCCAACGGGGGUCUGGGAAGUUCUGUGAUGAGACCCGAGUCGCCCACGCUGUCCAGCCACGACAGCUCGAACAAACUGCAAAUGUCGCCGUCGUCGCCGCUGACGGACCACACAACGAGCAAAGAGUGCUCGGAAGACGAGGACGAGGAGAUUGAUGUGGAUGACUGAGACAUCAUAAGACAGAACAAUACCAGCACAUAUUAUCCCCACAUUUCUGAUAGCGCUAAAAGUGCCAUUAAUGCACCAAAUGUAUUUAUGUGACUUUUAUAUAAACGAAGAAAAAAAUCAAACCAAGCAUGGACAGUCUCCACAAAACUAUUUAUGCAGCGACAGCUAUAUGAAUAUCCUCCUCGUUCUUUUAUUUAAUCACCUGCGACAAAAAGCAAUAAGAGGUUCCCUCACACCUGACGUAGAAAUAGAAA
Engraulis encrasicolus (European anchovy) is the source of this 1067-nucleotide messenger RNA. RefSeq names its product ladybird homeobox 1a (gene lbx1a). Gene Ontology annotation, cellular component: nucleus. Gene Ontology annotation, molecular function: DNA-binding transcription factor activity, RNA polymerase II-specific; sequence-specific double-stranded DNA binding. The record is from RefSeq and is a predicted model, not a curated record. The coding region runs from base 1 to 813 and encodes 270 amino acids. The transcript is spliced from 2 exons. Gene Ontology annotation, biological process: regulation of transcription by RNA polymerase II. Lineage: Eukaryota; Metazoa; Chordata; Actinopteri; Clupeiformes; Engraulidae.